UGUGUACGUGUGUACGUGUGUGUGUUUGACAGAGCGCAGUAAACGUGACGAGGGAUUUCGAGGGAUGCAGCACACUGAGGAAAUACUUCGGUCAGCUACAUUACCUCCAGAGUCGAGUCCCCAUGGGGACGGGACAGGAGGCUGCUGUCCCCAUCUCAUGGACUGAAAUAUUCUCUGGAAAAAUCGUGGUCCAUGACGACAUCAGCUAUGAGCAGGCCUGCAUCCUCUACAAUCUGGGAGCUCUGCACUCCAUGUUGGGAGCCAUGGAUAACAGAGUGUCUGAGGAGGGCAUGAAGGUGUCCUGUACACACUUCCAGUGCUCAGCAGGAGCGUUUUCCUACCUGAGAGAUCAUUUCAGUCACAACUUCAGCGUGGACAUGAGCCACCAGAUCCUCAACCUCAACAUCAACCUGAUGCUGGGACAGGCUCAGGAGUGUCUUCUGGAGAAGUCCAUGUUGGACAACAGGAAGAGUUUCCUGGUUGCUCGGAUCAGCGCUCAGGUGGUGGAUUAUUAUAAGGAGGCGUGCAGGGCUCUGGAGAACUCGGAGACAGCGUCCAUGCUGGGAAAGAUUCAGAAAGACUGGAAGAAACUGGUUCAGAUGAAGAUCUACUACUUUGCUUCUAUUGCACAUCUUCACAUGGGAAAACAGGCCGAGGAGCAGCAGAAGUACGGAGAGCGGCUGGCGUACCUGCAGAGCUCCUUGGACAAACUCACUGAAGCAAUCAAGCUGGCCAAGGGUCAGCCUGACAGCGUGCAGGAGGCCUUGAGAUUCACCAUGGACGUGAUCGGAGGAAAGUUUAAUUCAGCCAAAAAGGACAAUGACUUCAUCUAUCAUGAGACGGUUCCUUCUCUGGAGUCUCUGGCCUCAGUCAAAGGUGCCCCACUGGUGAAGGCUCUCCCAGUUAACCCCACUGACCCCACCGUUACUGGACCCGACCUGUUUGCCAAGCUGGUCCCGAUGGCUGCACAUGAAGCGUCCUCGUUGUACAGUGAGGAAAAGGCCAAGCUGCUGAGAGACGUCAUGGUCAAGAUCGAGAGCAAGAACGAAACACUGGAGCAGUUCAUGGACUCUCUGGGUUUGGAGCCAGAGUCGGUGGAUAACCUGGACUUGUACAGUCACAUUCCUCCGGUCCUGAUGGAGAAGUGUGCUGCUCUUAGCGUCCGACCAGACACCGUCAAGAGCCUCAUCCAGUCCAUGCAGGGACUCUCUGGUGUCUUUACUGAUGUGGAGUCUUCACUGAAGGAGAUCAGAGAUGUCCUGGAGGCAGAUGAGGCCGGCCAGCGGGCCCUUCAGGAGGUUGGUGGCCCCGCUGCAGGCGAGGUGCACCUGGCGACUCAGGCCCAGGCUCUGGCUGAGGUCCGCAGGGACCUGGAGAAAUACAUGGAGGCCCAUGAGAAGGCCAGCUUCACCAACACGGAGCUCCACCGGGCCAUGAACCUGCACAUCAGCAACCUGCGUCUGCUGGGGGGGCCACUGGACAGUCUGAAGGAGGCCCUGCCCUGCCCCCAGCUCAGCGAAGAGGAGGUAGCAGGGCUGCAGUGUAUGAAGCGGAUCCUGGGGAAGGUUCAGGAAAUGAGGGAACAGAGAGCCUCUUUGGAGAAACAGCUCCGUGACCUCAUCCAGCAGGACGACAUCACCUCCACCCUCGUCACCACAGAGCGGGCGGACAUGAAGCGUAUAUUUGAGGAGCAGCUGAAGAAGUAUGAGCAGGUGAAGGUGUACAUCGACCAGAACCUGGCAGCUCAAGAGAACAUCCUGAAGGCCCUGACGGAGGCCAACGUCCAGUACGCCUCGGUGCGUAAGGGCCUGAGCCAGACGGAGCAGCAGUGGAACAGCACGGUCCAGGGCCUGGUGGGCUCGUACGAAGCCUAUGAGGACCUGAUGAAGAAGUCUCAGGAGGGGAAGGAGUUCUACGACGACUUGGAGGCCAAAGCAUCGCGUCUGCUGGAGAGAGCCAAGACUCUGUGUCAGAGCAGGGCCGAGGAGAGGAGGCCGAUCCUGGAGAAAGAGAGUCAGAAGAAGCCUCCAGCUCGGCCCACAGCUGCCAAGCCUACCUUAAAGCCAAAGUCUUCUGACGUGGACUCGGCCUGUUCCAGCCUUGAGGACCCAGAGUUGGCCCAGCUCAGUGCGGCCAUCUUGGCGUUGGGGGGCGACCUCCCCGAGGAGCUCCGCAGCCUCCCUCCUGACAUUCCCUCCUUCCCCACAGCCGCAGCUCGCCUGCCCGGUCCUGAAGCCUUCAUCCCCCCUCCUGGCAGCAGCUCUCUGCCGUGGCCCGCUGCUCCUGCCGCUGCCCUCCCCCGCUUCCCCGCCAACCUCCCCCCUCCAGAGCUGCUUGCACGCAUCGCUCAGUUUCCUACAGCCGGGCCUCUGCCCCGCCCACCCCUCCCUCAGAUCAACCCACAGAUACCUCCACAGUUACCCCCCCAGGCAGCUGUGUCAGGUUAUCGGCCCCCCCCUCCUCAAGCCCCCCAGCCUGGCCCCAUGGCCCCCGCCCCAGUCCGACCCUCCACCACCACUGUGGACAGCAUCCAGGCCCCCAUCCCCAGCUAUGCCCCCACACCACACCACCCUGUCCCUCCUGCAGCCUCAACGGGCUACAUUGUCCCCCCCCAGAUGGGGUCCUACCCCCAGUUCAUGCCCAUUCAAGGCCCAGCACAGACUCCCGCCUCCCAUCCUCAGCAGCCAAAGCAGCCGCAGCCGUACCCUCAGCCCGUCGGGCAGAUGCUGCCUCAGGGCUACCAGCCUGGACCGAGGGCUGUUCCUGCCCCCCCCCCUCACCUCCAGGCUCAGCAGGCCUUCCCCCAUGGAUACAUGCCCCCCCAGUACCAGCAGCCAUUCCCAGGUCAGCUGCAGCCUCAUCAACAGAAUGGCUAUCAGCCUCAGAUUCCCCAAAAUUACCAGCCUCCGCGGGGCUACGCCCCACAGCAGCACCCCCACAUGAUGCCACGCCCCCCCCAAACUGUACACCCUCACAUACCCCCCACCUCUCAGCCAGCACCGCCUGUAUCUCAGCCCUACCUGCCCCACUCCCACCAGCAGAUGCCCCCUGGACUCCCCCACCAACACAUGCUGCCACAGCAGCCCCCCAGUGCCCCGCAGAUCCCCCCCCACCCACGGAUGCAGAUCCCUGCUGGUUCCCGCCCCCAGAUGCCCCCCAGCAGUCAGCCAGUGCCUCCAGUGUCUCAGAACUACAUGCCCCCCCCCAGCAGUCAGCCCAUUGGCCCCCCCCUGCACCCACAGCUGCCUCCAGCCUCUCAGCCUCACAUGGUCCACCUGCCCCCACAGCACCACCCCCACCCUGGACAGCCCCCGCUCCCAAACAUGCCCCAGCAGCCAAUGAGGAUGCCCAGCCAGACGCAGGCUCCGCCCCCUCACUCUGGGGGAGUGUGUUACCCUGGGGGGGCUCCACUGAUGCCUCAGCAGCCUCUGGCUCCGCAGCCUGCAGCUCCUCAACAACCUGCGGCUCCUCUCCCGAUGAGCCACGCCCCCCAGCCCUCUGCUCUGUACCCCCCUGCUCCUGGAGCUAACGGACCUCCCACUGCCCCCCAGCAGCCUGCCGCCAUGGGCACCCAUGGUCCACACAUGAUCCAGCCCUCUCCUUCAGCUGCCCCACCGCCAAACACUGUCCCUCCUUCCCCUUCACCGUCCCCCUCCCCAUCUCCCUCCCCAGGCCCCUCCUCUCUGAGUCUGAACCCCCAGCAGAGACCCACAGCUGCCCCCACCCCUGGAGGUACGGCUCCACCCACUCUUCCAUCUCCAUCUGCCGUCUCUCCCUCCACGUCGCUGUUUCAGCGCCAGAAUUCGAGCACAGAUGACCUCCUCUCGUCGAGCCCUGAGAGCCAACCAGGAGGCACCAAGGCCCCCACCAACGUCCUCCAGCCCACCAAAGCCGAUCCCCAGGAUGGCGAGCGGCGGAAGAAGAGCUCCCAGGGCGUUCUCCUGAUCCAGGGUGACCCGUACCAGGCACCAGAGCGUGUGGCCCGUCUUCAUGGUGACCUGGAACGUUACAGAGCGCAGGUGGAUUCCCUAGAGCAGCCGUCAGAGAGUGAGGGCGGCCUGUCGGUGCUGGACGCUCGCUGGAAGGAGCUCCAGGAUCAGCAGGAGAAGGAUGCACGCCAACUGUCCAUCGCCAUUGCCCGCUGCUACACCAUGAAGAACCGUCACCAGGACGUCAUGCCCUAUGACCUGAACCGCGUGGUACUGCAGUCCGGCAAAGACGACUACAUCAACGCCAGUUAUGUGGAGGACCUGUCGCCGUACUGCCCACGUCUCAUCGCCACGCAGGCUCCGCUCACCGGCACGGCAGCCGACUUCUGGCUGAUGGUGUACGAGCAGAAGGUGUCGCUGGUGGUCAUGCUGGUUUCAGAACAGGAACUGGAAAAGGGAAAGGUUGUUCGCUACUUCCCAACGGAGCGCGGCCAGCAGCUCUCUCAGGGACCAAUCACACUCAGCCUCACCACGCAAAAGAUGACGCCGACUCAUGUGGAGCGCAUGAUCAGCCUGCAGUACCGUGACCAGAGCCUGAAGCGCACCGUCGUCCAUCUGCAGUUCACCUCGUGGCCCGAGCUAGGUCUUCCUGACAGCAAGAGCAGCCUGCUGAGAUUUAUCCAGGAAGUUCAUGGACACUACCUCCACCAGAGGCCCCUACACACACCUGUGGUGGUGCACUGCAGCUCGGGCGUGGGACGUACUGGCGCCUUCUGUCUGCUGUAAGCGGCGCUGCAGGAACUGGAGGCAGGAAACGGGAUCCCAGACCUCCCAGUGCUGGUGAAGAAGAUGAGACAGCAGAGGAAGAACAUGCUGCAGGAGAAGCUGCACCUGAAGUUCUGCUAUGAGGCCGUGUUGAAGCACGCUGAGCACGUCCUUCAGAGACAUGGCAUCUCCACUGCCACUGCCGCCUGCAGCAGGAACACCAACUCUGCAGCCACAAAG
Molecule: messenger RNA, 4934 nt
Organism: Epinephelus lanceolatus (giant grouper)
Lineage: Eukaryota; Metazoa; Chordata; Actinopteri; Perciformes; Serranidae
Source: RefSeq, a predicted model, not a curated record